Messenger RNA from Psilocybe cubensis, 1038 nucleotides. RefSeq lists its product as uncharacterized. The transcript is spliced from 5 exons. NCBI's taxonomy places the organism in Eukaryota, Fungi, Basidiomycota, Agaricomycetes, Agaricales, Agrocybaceae. The record is from RefSeq and is a predicted model, not a curated record. Bases 1 to 1038 code for a protein of 345 amino acids. Gene Ontology annotation, molecular function: oxidoreductase activity, acting on NAD(P)H.
AUGACAAUCACCCACAAAGCCCUCGUGCUUCCCGAGAAACUUGGGAAAUUCAUCGUCGCCGACUUCCCUCGCGAAGCACCUGGCCAUGGCGAAAUCUUGAUCAAAGUGCAGUCCGCAGCGCUAAAUCCCGUCGACUGGAAAAUCCAGAAAUGGGACGUUUUGAUUGACGGAUACCCUGCCGUUCUAGGGAGCGACAUUGCCGGAGACGUCGAGGAAGUCGGAGAAGGUGUGACAGAGUUCAAAAAAGGCGACAGGGUUUUUGGUCAGGCGGAAUUCAAAAAAUCCCGAGGGGCGUUUCAGCAGUACGUUGUAUCAUCUGCUUCAACAACAUCUAAGAUUCCACCUAAAUAUACCUACGAUGAGGCCUCUACAUUGCCAAUGGCUCUUACCACUGCCUAUUCUGGCCUCUAUAGUAAAACAGGGAAUGGCUUUGGCAUUGAGGCUCCACUGACCGACUCUGCCGUUGGUAAAUACGCCGGCAUCCCCAUUGUCAUUCUUGGAGGUUCCAGUUCAGUAGGACAGUUCACCAUCCAGCUCGCUAAACUGUCAGGAUUCUCUCCUAUUAUUACAACCGCGUCUGUGAAAAAUUCAGACUCGCUCAAAACCUUUGGUGCGACUCACGUACUCGACCGCAACCUUUCCGCGGACGCCCUCAGAGAAGAAAUUAGCAAAAUUACCUCGAAACCCAUCCAAUAUGUGUACGACUCAAUCUCUUUCGGUCCAACUCAACAAAUCGCUUUUGACAUCCUUUCUCCCGGAGGCCGUGUCGUCUAUGUUUUGCAACCUACUGUCACAGCAACGGAAGAUAAACAAAUCAACUUUGCGUUUGCAGCACUCUCCACGCCUCAUAAUGCAGAGAUCAUGCCUUUGUUCUAUCAUGAUCAUGUUUACCGAUUUUUGGAAAACGGUUGGAUCACUCCUAACAGAGUUGAAGCCUUGCCUAAUGGCCUUGCCGGAGCCAUUGAAGGUUUACAAAGAUUGGAGGCCGAUCAGGUCUCGAGGCUAAAACUUGUCGCUCGUCCCCAAGAAACUGCUUAA